AUGGCUUUCAUCCGCAUGGUCCUACGGCAGCAGUCGCAGUUGAAGCAACUGGGCAGUUUGUUUGCUCGAAGAUUUCUCUAUCCCCAAAAUUUCCAGAGAAGUAGAGUGCACACAUUCGAUGCUGUCCGAAGAAGGUUUUUCUCAAGUUACUCCAGUCGUCUGUCCCGCGGCAGUGCUAAGUUAAGUGAUGCUUCGUACCUGAAAGAGCUUUAUCGUCGCGAAGGAUCUGAGGCAGUCAUUAGGACGUUUGAGAGCCAACCUUCUUUCAAACCUGCUUCGCAAUCGAACCCAUCAGCACUUACAGAGUAUGUUAAGGCACUGAUUAGGGCUGAUAAGCUGGAUACAAGUAUUUCAAGUUCUCCAAACCCGCAUUUGCAAGAAGAUGCAGUUGGAGUUUUUUCAGCUUUUAGGAAUGUGGGGAAAUCCACGAAGGAUGGUGUCCUUGGUACUGCUACUGCCCCUAUACAUAUGAUGGCGGUUAGGACAGGAUUUUUUAAAGAACAGUUAUGGGGAACUGUCCGUGCUUUUGGUGUAGCGUUUAUUAUCUUCUCAGGUGCUAAAGCACUCAUCAAAGAAGCUCAAGGUGAAGAAAUCGCUAAGCGCUUUACUCGAUUGGGUGGCAAGCUCCCGAAAGGAGUUCUCCUUGCUGGACCCCCUGGAACUGGAAAGACCAUGCUGGCAAGAGCCAUAGCUGGAGAAGCUGGGUUGCCAUUCUUCUGUUGUAGUGGCAGUGAGUUUGAGGAAGUGUAUGUCGGUGUGGGAGCUCGGAGAGUAAGAGAUCUCUUUUCUGCUGCCAAGAAGCACUCCCCCUGUAUAAUAUUUAUUGAUGAGAUUGAUGCCGUAGGAGGAAGCCGGAAGUCAAAGGACGAUCAAAACAUGCGAGCAACACUGAACCAGUUGCUUAUCGAACUGGAUGGCUUCAAGCAGAAUGACGGAGUUAUUAUGAUUGCCGCGACCAAUUUCUCAGAGUCCCUGGAUAAGGCUCUGAUGAGACCUGGGCGGUUUGAUCGUCAUGUUGUGUCCCAAAUCCUGAUGUUGAAGGACGGAGACAAAUCUUGGAAUCACACAUGUCAAAGUAAAGCUCAUGAUGUUGAUAUGACGAUCAUUGCGCGAGGAUCUCCCGGGUUCUCAGGUGCUGAUCUUGCAAACUUGGUCAAUGUGGCGGCGGUGAAGGCAGCAAUGGAUGGUGCCAAAGCGGUUACAUUGGCGGAUCUUGAGUAUGCCAAGGACAAAAUCAUAAUGGGAAGUGAGCGCAAAUCAGCUGUCAUAUCAGAUGAGUCAAGAAGACUCACAGCUUUUCACGAGGGUGGCAAUGCUCUUGUAGCUAUUCAUACUGAUGGUGCUCUCCCAGUUGACAAAGCAACCAUUGUUCCUCGUGGGAUGGCCCUCGGUAUGGUUUCCCAACUGCCCGAAAAGGAUGAAACAAGUAUAUCUCGAAAGCGGAUGCUUGCCCGCCUUAAUGUCUGCAUGGGCGGGCGAGUCGCAGAGGAGCUCAUCUUUGGAGAGGAUGAAGUAACCUCAGGUGCAUCUUCUGAUCUGCAACAAGCAACUAGUCUUGCGAGAGCUAUGGUGACGAAGUAUGGUAUGAGCAAAAACGUUGGACUAGUUACUCACGACUACGAUGACAACGGGAAGGGCCUGAGCCCUGACACUGGGCUCCUAAUUGAGGAAGAAGUAAGGCAAUUAUUGGAAACUGCUUAUAAUAAUGCAAAAACCAUUCUUACCACACACAACAAAGAGCUCCAUACACUGGCUAAUGCAUUACUUGAGCAUGAGACGCUGUGUAGAAGUCAGAUAAAUAACCUGCUAGCCCAGUCAAAUUCUAAUCAGAAGCAACGGCAACGCCUGCAAACAGUUGCGGCUUCAGCAGCAGCAGCAUCUGCAGCAGCCAAGACUAAAGUUGCACCUGUCGGAGCGUGGACAUAA
Messenger RNA from Oldenlandia corymbosa var. corymbosa, 1926 nucleotides. The record is from the annotation of a GenBank genome assembly. Lineage: Eukaryota; Viridiplantae; Streptophyta; Magnoliopsida; Gentianales; Rubiaceae.